CCUAUUCUUAAUUCUUCUAACCUUCUGACAAGCAAAGCCAACGGGAAGCCAGAUUUCACUUCACCGCCGGGUUACCAACUUAACCACAACAGCGAUUCACUAUUAACUGGGGUGAGAAAAACCAUAUAACAGGGGCCAAAAAGCCCUUAACAAGUCUCUCCCUUAAACAAGAGAAAUUCGGGGCUCCCUCGUGCUCCUCAUUCGAGGACCCCCUCUACCCAACCAUCCUUCCCCGAGGGACAAAAGGUGAUCUUAUCCCCCCAUUUGUGUGACCCCAUUUUUUCUUGUCGUCCCCCCGCUUUCUUCUUGCAGAUACAAGAGCCUGGUGACGGGGAAGCGAGCCCGCGGACUCAUCGCUGUCCUCUGGCUCCUCUCGUUCAUCAUCGGCCUGAUGCCGCUGAUGGGUUGGAACAAGAUGGACGCCGUUCAGAACUGCACCAACGAGACGCAGGGGCCCAGCGGGGACUGCCGGGUGACCUGCCUCUUCGAGAACGUGGUGCCCAUGAGCUACAUGGUGUACUUCAACUUCUUCGGCUGCGUCCUCCUGCCCCUCUUCAUCAUGCUCUGCAUCUACAUCAAGAUCUUCGCCGUGGCCUGCAAGCAGCUGCGGCAGAUCGAACUGGUGGACAACUGCCGGAUGACGCUGCAGAAGGAAUUCAGCGCCGCCAAGUCGCUGGCCAUCAUUGUGGGCCUGUUUGCCCUCUGUUGGCUGCCGCUGCACAUCCUUAACUGCCUGAUUCUCUUCUACCCCACCUUCGCGAAGAGCAAGCGGGACUGGAUGAUGUAUCUAACCAUCAUCCUCUCCCACACCAACUCGGUGGUCAACCCAAUCAUUUACGCUUACCGUAUCCAGGACUUCCGGUAUACGUUCCGGAAGAUCCUGUCGCGUUACGUCCUCUGCAGGAACGAGGAUUUUCCUAACUACCCCAAAGGGAGCAACAGCGGCGGUAGCAGCCGUCACCUGGCGGUGAAUAACCUGAACACAUCGCCGACCUACGUUUGAGGUCACCUGGACAGCCAGUAGGUCUUUGAUCUGUCCGGAACAGCACACACACAUCGCGCUGUUCAGUGGGAAACAAGCGGCCAGGAGGUUCAUAUUCAAGGUAGUCCGCGACUUACGACCGUCCAUUUCGACUAAGUCAUUGACGGUGGGAAACGGGAGGAGGGGGUCACCCCAUGUGGUCAGCCUGCUUUGGUGGUGUUUUUUCCCCCCAAAGCAGUCAUUUGGCAAGGGCUGGCUUGGCCAAAAACUAGAAGAAGUAAAUUUUUGGAGGUGGGCAGAAAUGUCAUAAUACCUGUCGUGUGGCCAAGAGACGCUGCAAAGGGCCGUAAAUGCGAGCUGAUGGACAAGCACCUAAAAUCCGUUCACUUGACCAUGUUGGGGGGACUGGCUUUUGCAACUUCAGAACUGGGUGUUCGGUAACCCUUGGAGAGGUUUGUGGUAAUUUGGAACGGUGACUGGUCGUAAGUCAAGGACUACCCCUGCGACUUCCUGCGAUAUGCGGGAGUGUUGGAACAAGAACGGCUCGGUUUUGUUUUGCACGCAAUAGUGUUCCUCGACCUCAGCAACGGGACGCCGUGUGGACUUCAACUCCCAACAUUCCCUAGGCAGCAAGCGUUGAGAUGGGUGGAC
Molecule: messenger RNA, 1633 nt
Organism: Notechis scutatus (mainland tiger snake)
Lineage: Eukaryota; Metazoa; Chordata; Lepidosauria; Squamata; Elapidae
Source: RefSeq, a predicted model, not a curated record